AUUGAGUAGUUGAGAGAAAGAUUUUUUGGUUUUUUGGUUUUCUAUAUUUUACAUUAUUUUCUGGUUUUUGGAUAUACUGAUCACUGAUUAUAUUCUCAGUGAAGUGAAUUACAAGCAAAAGAACAACAUAUUACAUGGAAUCUUAUUGAGAUGGAUCUUCUAGGAUAUAGGCUCGAGGACGUAACUUGAAGCAUUUUUUUACUUUGAAAUUGGAAAUAAAAAUAGACAAUUUGUAGAAAUUUGAUUUGCUACUAAACAUGGUGAGACAAGGAUCUAUUUCCUCACCAACUCGCAGUGAAGGAAGCGAGACUUCCAGGAGACGGAGUAUGGAAUCCAUAAGUUCUGCAAACAAAACUUCAACAGACACUGGUCUGGAUGAUGCAAUCAUGGUGGCUAUUAAUAAGAUCAAAGGACAAAAGCAACGUCCAAAUAUGCAGAGAAUUUGUAACGCUGUAUCAAAAAUUUUACUAACAACAACGCAUGAAGAAGUGACAAAUCGCGUAGAAGAAAUGGUAAUCGAGAAUCAUAUCAUGAAGAUAAUGAAUCAUGGAGAAUACUCGUACCGUGAUCCUGCUACUAUGACACCGAAACCUUGUGGAAAAGUAAAACGAAGUUUCCUGUCACCAGCACCAGCUAAUGGAAAAACACCAAAAAAGUUCGUCCUGCCAUCCACACCCAAAACACCUCUUGCCCCACCUCCUGAAAUAACAUUGAUUCCGAGAAAUCCUUUACAAAGACAUAAAAUGAUACAGGUUUCUGACUACACUCGUUUGAUUACAAUUGGCCUUGAAGCAUUGACAUUACCAGAGGGUUGUUUACUGAAAGAUAUUGACAAAUAUAUUCAAUCAACUUAUUAUGUGCAGGGUAUUCAAUCAUUGGAAUUAAUUCGUCAUAUUCGUGUUGCUGCAAAACAUGGAGUUGCAACAGGAUUGUUUAUCAAAGAAGAUUCACUUUAUAAAUUAUCACAGAAAAAUACAACAUCACCCAACAAAACAAAUCAUACUGACACAGAUGAUGGAAAAGUUUUGGAGACUCGUGCAGUACCUAUCCAGAUAUGUGGAGAUUGCAGAGGAACAGCACAAUGUAAUAAAAUCGGAGAACCAGAGGAAUUGUUAUCUUGUGCUGAUUGUGGUAAUAGUGGUCAUCCAUCAUGCAUGAAGUUGUCAGCAGAGUUGACAGCCAAAGUUCGUACACUCAGAUGGCAAUGUAAUGAAUGCAAAAGCUGUUACGUUUGUGGAUCACAAGCCAAUGCUGAUAACUUGCUGUUUUGUGAUUCGUGCGAUCGUGGAUUUCAUAUGGAUUGUUGUACACCUCGUAUCACACAUAUGCCUAAAGGAUCUUUCAUAUGUCAAAUAUGUAAAGCCGAAUCAAGGCGUCCACAUUCAAAUCGUACGAAUAAAAAAUCAUCAGCAGUUCAUCAACGACUCAUCUCUACAUCUUCAGUGGACAAUAAUUCUGCAGAUGCUGAUGAUGGUAAUGCAAAAGCACAUGAAGUAAUGACGGAAGACGGACAAUAUUUUCUUCAAGUUCCAUAUCAUAAAAAACCAAAGGGUCUGAUCGACGGCAUGACAAGAUUCUUUACUCCCUCUGUGUCUGGCCGGAAAACAAUGACAUCACAAGCACGUACGACACAACUAAUGAUUAUGCGAACGACGGCAAGCAGUAAUGACGAUGAUUUUGCAAAAGACACAGGUGGAGGAAAAUCAUGCAAAGCUGAUAUCACCGAACUCGAUGAAAACAUGUUUUUUAAAGCAAGAGAAGAAUCUCUGCAGAGAGUCGGCAUUGUUGAUAAUGAUAUACCAGAUCCAUCUAAAACCAGAUGUCCUGCACAAAUUGAAUUCGGGCAAUAUGUGAUAGAUACAUGGUAUUCAUCACCCUAUCCCCAGGAAUAUGCAAGGUUGCCAAAGUUAUAUCUUUGUGAAUUUUGCUUGAAAUAUAUGAAGUCUCGUUCGAUACUUCGAAGACACGCAAGAAAAUGUAAAUGGUUCCAUCCACCUGCUAAUGAAAUAUAUAAAAAGGGAGAUUUAUCUGUGUUUGAAGUCGACGGGAAUGUCAGUAAUAUCUACUGUCAAAAUAUCUGUCUUCUUGCCAAGUUAUUUCUUGAUCAUAAAACAUUAUACUAUGACGUGGAACCGUUUCUUUUCUACUGUUUAACAAAAAAUGACAGUAAGGGAUGUCAUUUAGUGGGAUAUUUUUCAAAGGAAAAACAUUGUCAACAAAAAUACAAUGUGUCGUGUAUUAUGACAAUGCCACAAUAUCAAAGACAAGGAUUUGGAAGAUUUCUUAUAGAUUUCAGUUAUUUAUUAUCUCGCAAAGAAGGACAGACAGGAACUCCUGAAAAGCCGUUGUCGGAACUUGGCCAAGUAUCAUACAGUGCUUACUGGAAAACCGUGAUACUGGAAUAUUUUUCAAAACAUCAGAAUGAUAAGAAUGUAUCGUUACGAAUCAUCAGCAAGGAUACAGGUAUGUGUCCUCAUGAUAUUGCUGCCACAAUGCAAGAACUUGGAAUGAUCACGAAAAAGAAAUCACCAAACGUUUUGACUGAAAGUAAUCAACCUAUUGAAGUCAAAUUUAAUGUAAAAAGACGACGGCGAUUGAUAGCAGAAUACGAGCACAAGAAACGUACUUUCGAGGCCAGUGGAAAGAUAAGAUACCAGGUUGAUCCUGAUAGUCUUCGAUGGACUCCUCUCAUAUCCAUCAACUCAAGUCCAGAUGAGGGAAGUCCGACCCGUUCAUUGAGAUCUCCUCUUGGCAGCUCGAGCGAUAAAAAAUACGCUUUCAAAAACCUAUCUCCUCGGGCAUUACUAACACCUGACAAAGUGUCAUCUGCAGAAAGUGGUUUAUUGAAUGUCGCAACGGAAAAUAAAAGUUCAGUGAAAAUCCAGACGCCUACGAAGUGCUUGGAUGACGCUUUCGCAAUGGCGGAUGAACCAGCUACGCUUAAUCCAGAUGAAAAGGAGAAAGAUGUUUGCGUGGAAAAUAUUAAAAACGAGAUUUCAAAUCCGUUAGUGGAUCAUCCAGCGAAAUCAAUAUCGUUAUCGUUUCUUCAUCAUCGGCGUCACGGUAAAAAAAGAAAACAUUCGAUGCGAUCUCCUUCCGUCACAACUGAAACGAUAUCCGAAAAAGACGAUUAUGGUACUGAUGCGUUUAAGGAUUUCACCGAUAAACAAAAUUCUUCGCAAAGAAGGAAACCUGUUUCAAUGUUCGGUUCGGAAAGUCAUGAUUCUGGAUCGGGCAUUCGACCACCCAUGAAAAAAAGACGAAGAAAAAAGGUUAAAGGUUAUCCAUGGGGAAGAGUGAAAAUUAAAAAGAAGAAAAAAAUAAUAACUGAGAACACAAAUGGAAAAGACGAAGCAGGCUCUGACAAUGGCUGGAGGAUAGGAGCACCUCAUAUGACAUCAGGGGAGAGUGAUGAUGGAGGAAAUUUCAAUGAUAAACCAACUGAAAGAAUGGAAAAUGAUUCAAAACAAACUACAGAGUUAGAAAUGGAUGGACAUGCCUCAUCAGGAAUGUCAUUUGAUAGAAAUUUGGAUGAAGACGGAAUAGCUCAAUCUUCUUCAUAUAUCUCACCCCUGAAAUCCAAUACAUCAUCUCUUCAAAAGAAAAAGCGACGCCGCAGAAAACCAAAGGGGUACGCGUGGGGUUUACCACGAAAGAAGCCGACAGCAAAAAAGAAAAUUACGAUCAGUAAACCUACAGACAGUGGAACGGAGAAUGAAACAAAAGUUCCUGACACCCCUAGAUCGAGGGGUUAUAAAAGGUCACUGAUUAAAGGGUAUAACGACGUGGCAACUUCUGGUGCUGAAAAAUCACCAAGACAGUUAACUAUGCAUAGUUUUUUCAGGAAGAAAGAAAAAGCGCAGUCCGAGGAUACAAAAAAUGAUAAGCAGAACGAUGUCGAAAAUUCAAAAAUUUCUGAAACAAAUCAACUUCCUGGAAAUGAAGAAAAUUUGAUUGCUGAUACUAAUAAAGAUCUUCCCACUGUUGAUGACAUCAGUGAUUCCGCAACGAAAUCAGUAAAAGAUGUCGGAAAAACGCGGCCUCAUCUGAAUAUUGUGAACGGAAACAACAAUAGCAAUAAUAUUGUGGAUACAGAAGAACUACCACAAAAACGGCAGCGACGCAGUGCUAAAGUGGGAAACGACUUUAUGAUGGGCUGUAUAUUGUCUGGUAGAACCAGACGAAGAACGGCUUCGUUUGAAAGAAAGCCUAGUCCUACUAGAAAACCGAAAAAGCAAGAUCCAAUUGUUUCAGUUAAUGAGGAUAAUCAUAAAUCACAGAGUUCGGAAAACAUUUUUGAAAAAUUUAGCGAGGAAAGUAAAGAAUGUGAAAGCAAUAUAGGAAUCGACAAUGAAUUGGCAAAGGAAAAUAAAGACACUGAAACAAAAUCAUCUCCAAAAGAUUCGUUUGCUGGUUUACCAUUUAUAAAUAAAAAUUCACAGGAUUUGAACGGUAAUAACGUGUUAUCGCCGCCGCCGUCAGCAGCGAUGCCCAAACAAAAUGAACAGAGAGGACAUUUUUUAGUGGAUAGCCCCCAGUAUCACAAGCAGUCGACACUCUUAAAAGAUGUGCCGCCAUGUUUUCAUAAGUUAUGGAACACGGCACCACAAACAAAUUCCCUGACAUCGUUUAUGCCGCCAAAAACGAAUACAACCUUUCGACCCUUAACCUUUGACAUGAAAUAUAGAGACAUGUCCAACAAUGACGCUGAUGAUGAGGAUGGUGAUGGAAGUACAUCUUCAUCUUCAUCCUGUUCAGGCGCAGAAUCUUCAUCUGAGGAGCUCACAUCUUCGUCAGUUGAUGAUUCUUCAGACUACGAUUCGUCUUGCGAUAGCGAUGUUAGACCCCGUACUAUGAUAUCUUCACAAGUCCGAGAUUUUGUCAAAGCACCGUCAUCAAUUUCUAUCAUAAAAACCAAAACGUCAACAAAAGAUUCAGAAAUACUUCAAACGAAACCGAGCGAGAUUGAAAAAAUUCAGGGAAUUGCGAAGAGUGAUGAGAGAGAAAUGAAAGAAAAGACUGACUUGGGACUGGGGGCACAAAAUUCGGGUGCCUCUAAGGGAUCCGCAAAUGAAGGUAUAGGAGGAACGGACAAUAACACUGUUCCACCACUGCAGAAGAGAGGACCUGGUCGUCCGAGAAAACAUCCUAAACCAGGGGAUGAUGGUAUAAAUAACAUUGAAAAAAUAAAGAAACAGGUUGUAAAACCUUCUGCUAAGAAAGUACGAAAGAAGAAAUUGUUACCGGAAAAGAAGUCUGCUGUAGGAAAACAAGCACUCAAAGUGGAAGAAGGAAGAUUUGUGAAAAAGAAAAUCCGACAUAUGAAAAAAGUUGAUUUUAAACCGCAUUCUGACGAAUCUAGCUUAUCCAUAGAACAGCAAGGUGUUAAAAUGAGAAUCAGCUUCCCCAGUGGAAGACGAGACUCACAAGACGCUCGUUCCGAAAUUUGUACUGACAGCGUUCAAAGCGACAUCGAAAUCGAUACAGUGGAAAAUCCAGAAUCCGUAUUAACGAAUAGAAAUAAUGAAAUUCCGGAACCUCCAAUGCAAUGUGAUGAUGACAGUGAACCGUGGACUGACAAUCAACAUUCAAGACUGAAACGCAACGGAGAUCCAACAUUACCAAAGUGGGCUUCAAAUAGCAUCGAAAACAGCACUGAAAGUUGGGUCGUCGCCGCAACGGACAAACAAAAUAUUCAGGACGAGGAUUUGAAUCCAAUCGAGGAAGUCGAUGACAAUGGAUUUAUUGUUGAGCCAUUGUUAGGAUACGUCAGCGACAAUGCCGAAGUGUUUCCAGCAGUAAGCGAUGUCAACUUUUCACAACAACAAGAAAAUGACGUGAUUGUCACUGAAAUUGGAAAUACGAACGAUAAUGACGAAAUCAUGACUGAAAAUGAUAACGAAGAAGUAUCUGAAGUUCCAACUGGCGAUAAUUUACAAGAACCAGAACAGCGAGCAAUAGAAGAAUCUUCAUCAUUGAGUAAUAUACAACAUGGCGGAGCUCAAUCGAGUGAUAUUGAAGCUGCCUUCAGAGAUGCAAAUGAAUUAGUGGAUGAAGAAUGGAGAGCAACAGAAGAAGAAUUAAAUGCGGCUGUUGCAUCUAUAACACCUCAUGAAGCAGGCAUGUUGUCAUCAGAUAUUGACACCACGUUCAGUAACUCAGCUGAAGAUAUAUUCUGGACAUCCACCACUAGUACUAAGGAAUCUUGUAUGCAACAAGAAAACACUGAUACAUCUGCGAUAAACACAUCGCAAAGUCAUGUAACCGAAGAAGUUGCUGUGUCUUAUGCAGAAGAGGACAAUACUAUCAGCGGAAUCGCAUCUGCCGAAUUAUUACCACCUGAGCACACACAAACUUUUAAAAGUCCGAACACAAGCGAGAUUCACGGCUCUGAAGUUGAAAACAUUGUUUCUCAAAUGUCAAAUGAAAUUGCCAAUCAAAUACAUCAAGUACAAAACAAUCAAACAAGUCAUCUUAUAACACAAAAUUCAGUGAUGCAGCCAAACAACACUCUCACUUAUAGCGGCACUUGCACUGUCGCACAGGUCCCUCUGAAUACAGACAAUGAUGCGCAAAAUCAGUAUGCCGAUUCUGUGACGGUAGGAUACCCAUUAAACACAACAGCAGCAGAUGAAAUUCCACCCGUACUACCGCAGAAUAUAGAUAUGGGAAUUACACACGCUGCAACAAACAACGCACAAACGAUAGACUUUCAAAAUCAGCAACAAACUGAUCCGUAUAUGAGUCAAUGUCCGUCUGUUGAGUCUAGUACAACAGAGCAUGUUAACGUCAGUCCAAAUCAUCAAGGUACCUUUCAUGGUUCAGCGGAAGGAACUUCUUACACAAAUAACGCAACAUCAUCCAUGUAUUCCACUGAGAAAACGAUAUUAUCGCCUUCGACAAAAACUCAAAAACUGUCCGGGCAUAGUAUGGCACGACCACAAGAUUACCCUCCUGUUUUGGCUGUUCCGACAAGUCAAAGUUCAGCGCCACAUUACAAUAUUAAUUCCGCAACUGGUCAGAGACAACAUCAUGUCCCAGGGCAAACGAAUCAGACGGAAUUUAGUUGCUCGAGUGGUUAUGAAACGUCGAGUGCUCACGGAUCUAGUCCGUAUACGUCACCAGACAGUAUUAACAGCUUAAAUCCGGGAAGUUGUGAUAAUCCACCUCAGGGAAUAUCUGGCGCAGCAGGAAGCAUACAACCCACAAUUGUAUCUCAGUCACAUACUGCUGGUGUGAAACUAGCAACAACUGUUCAACAACCGAGACAAGUUCCAACUACUAAUCCUGAAGCAGGUAACGCUACAGUUGUAAAUGAGAUUCUUGGUUCACCAGCUCAUAGUAACAACUCAUUUAAAGGAUCAACACCUCCAAAGAGUCAGUGCAUGCAACAACAACAAACACAACAACAACAAUCAAACAUUCAUACAAGUCCCGAAACAACAAUACAACAUCAAAAUCGAACUCCAACUCCAAUGAGACCAGCGUCAACGUUGAGUUGCUCUGGUACGAACUAUAUGAGUCCGUCCUCCCAAAUUGGAUCAGGGAAUUAUCCUGUCCCACCAAGUCCGUUAUUACAAACCGUCAAUUCGCCGAACGAUCCAAAAUCAAUGUCAUCUUGUAGAAUGCAACAGCAACAAUCGCCUGGUUUUCAGCAACUGAAUUCAUCCAAUUCCAGAGCAAGAUCAUUUUCGUAUGGUACUGCGGGCCCUCCGAGUAACACAAGUGAUCAGCAGCACCAACCUCUGACCCCUACAAAUCAAAACUUUUCGCCUGCUGCUGGACAUCCGAUUACGAGAGAAACGCAACCGGACAAUCAAAUUACUAAACGCCACAUAUCAGUCGACUCUGUGUCCCGGGGUUCGGUCCCAAAAUCGCCAAGAGGAUCAAAUUUACAACAACUUCAUCAACUUGCUCAUGGUAUAGAUAAACCCGGUAGUUCGAGACAAAAUAAUAGUAAUUCAAGGAGGGUUCAAAGUUCAAAUAUUACUCCACCUUUGCCAACACCACAGACUGAUGCAUGGACUUCUCAAACGACAGAACAGAGCCCAUGUAUGUACUCAAAUGCAGGUUAUUUAGAGAGACCCGCAAGCGUACAGCUCCCGUCUGGUUCAUUAGGGGGUGAUUUUCACCCUCCUUCUUCAAUGACCCCACCCGCAACUAUGCCGCAUCAGCAGCCACCAUCAUGCGCAAACUCUUCUAAACAAUCUCGUAACUUAACACAUUCGCGUCACACUUCUAAUGCGUCUUACUCAUCACUCAGGCCCGGAAUGUACAACCCUUCAAAUAGUCAUCCUCACCAUCUGCCCCAGCAAUACGCAGACAAAACUGCAGCUGGAUCGCCAAUGCUAACAGACGCUGACUAUCAGCACCACCAGCAGUGGUUUUCUCGUCAAAACCCUGGCCCAUCUGAACAUUACUUUUCUCCGUAUGGUUACGGACAUCAUUCAUUAGUUGAGCCUAGAACUCAUGUUCCAUCUUUACCCACGAAUCAUCAUUCGUAUCCAGGUUAUCACACACCAAUAGAUUUUCCAUAUCCUCCUUCAAGUUACAACCCUCAUUUGAAUCGCGGAUCUUCGGGUUCUAGUGCCAUGAUCCCAACCACUUAUGCCCACCCACCUGUCCCAUCUAGUCACCCACCUGUGGGGCAUAGGCGGCCCCAUACUGAAAGUGAACAAUAUUAUAAUCCAGCACAACCUCAUGCGUUGUUUCCGCCAGCUACGCCUAAUCAUGGGGCUUAUCAUCCGGGGUAUGCAUACCAGCACCCACAAUAUUCAAACUUGUACUCUCACCCACCUACCGCUGGUCACCCAACUAAUAUGAGAUAUACGUCUUCUCAUUAUCCUGCUACAUAGCAUAUAUUUACCGAUUUUUCUCUUUUUUUUCAAAUUUUUUGGGUUUUUUCCUUCUUUUUUUUCUCACAUAGUUUCAUAUUUCUCAGUGGAAUAAUGUAUUUUUUUUGUUGGGUUGAAAAAAAAACAAAGUUUGGUGCCUAGUAUAAAAUAUGACUUUGAUUGAAUUUUUGGCGUAGAAUUUCUAAAUUCCAAUCGUUUCCCCUAAAUUCUAAAGAUUUACAAGAUAUCCAGCUUUCGAUCAAGUUAGUGAAAUUUUUUCUAGUUCAGUGAUUCUCAAACUUUUUGGAUCUGUGGCCCCCUUGCACAGACUCUCAGUUUUCCAUGACCCCCUGCUGUUUCCUAAAAUAUGUAGUUCUGCUUUUAACAUGUUUCCAUCAUCCAACAAACGAAAGCAAAAAAAUAAAUGCAUUACAGUCAAAAAUUCAAGCAACUCAGUCAAUUACCUUAAAUUAAUGUAGCCAUUGCGAAUGGUAUCCAGUGAAAAAAUAGCCCCCAGAGAAGAGCGACGUGGCUCCCAAUGAGGCCGAGGUCCCAGUUUGAGAAUUUCUGCCCUAGUCUAUUGCUAUAAUCACUUUGUUGAAAUUACAAGGUAUUCAAUUGUAUUUCUGCGUCAUAUGUUGGUAUCUUGUUUUAUGAAUUCUAUUAAAACGGGAUAAACCCAGAUCACCAUUCUGCUUACAAUCUGGAUACUACAUGACAAUUAUUUUUGUCAUCAUUCGAUUAUAUUUCUCAUUCAUUUCUUUAUUUUGCACUGUCGUCAUUUUCUUUGGGUACAAAUUACAUUGUCAUUGUUUUCUUGGUGUUUCAAGCCAAAAAUAUUUCUUUCUUGUUUAUGCCGUUGUUGUGUCAAAUGUUUUUCUGUUAAUUCCACAAAAUUUUUCUUUCAAGUAAAUAAUUCAGUUUUUCUGUUAAUUCCACUAAAUUUUUCUUUCAAGUAAAUAAUUCAGUUAAUUUCAGAAGAAAAGGUAAAAAUAAAGAGUCAAAGAAGGAAAAUAUGCUAAGGUUACCAUAUUGUCCACCUUAAAUGGAAAUACCCCAUUUUUUGAAAAAGCCGACUGACUGCCUCUGCCACCUCCCUUUUUUUCGGUAGAUACCAAGUGACCCAAAAAAAAAGAAACCCAUACAAUAUGUUCCAAAUGGCCUGGGUUUCGUUUUUUGGGGUCACCCUGUACCAAUUUCAACCUGGCCAUCGUUAAAAAAACAGUCGUUUACAUAUCUUGACAAUCUUCUUUAUUUGGUCCAUGCGAAUGAUAACUAAUUUUCUGUCUGUUAUUAAUAAAGCUUUAAUAGAUCAAUAGUUAGUGAUACUCGCAAUUCGCUUAUAUGUACGUAAAUAGGUAUUAUCAUAAUACUUCAAGUGAAGAAUAUUGUAACAGUAAGCAAAUUCCAAAGUAAAAUUAGGGGAAAAUUUAUUUUGAUAAUUUUUUUUUGGUGAUCAAAAUGUGGCAGUCCUUAUACAGGAUUUGAAAAAAUCAUUGUAUUGUUUACUACCGUCUAUUAAAUAAACAAAAAAAAAAUUGCCAUUUUUUGGAAAAAUAUCGAAAAUAUUUAUUAUUCUUAUUUGUACUGGAUUUUGGAAAAUUAACAUGCGAACAUCAUUUUCCUAUUUUAAAAAUGCAGUUGUUUUUGAAGUUUGUACAAUUUUUGCACCAAUUUCCACAUGUAUUUCUUCAGAAGUAUUGCAUUAUCGCAUUAUCUUACCCGCGAAUUCAAAAAACUUGAUGAUAAACCUGAAAUCUACUUUACAUAUCACCUUAUGUUCCGCAGACACAACCUUAUUUGUGUGAAAAUCUUCUCUAUUUGGCCGAUUUGACUUCAAAGCUUUUCUGACAUCAUUUUAAGAUUGGGUCGAGUAUUUCGAUUACCCUCAGUAAAUCAUCAUUAAUCUCAUGACUCCUUUUUAUCCAUUGUCAAUGUUUAUGAACAAUAUUAUGACAUUUUAUGUUCCAAAUUUUUUUAUUGAUGCAAUGAAGUAAAAUAGCAAAUCUGAAUGUACCGUUUCGUUUUUAUUUCGUGAAAUGGCUUUUAUGUGUGUUCAUGCCAUGAUGAACAUGGUCCCUAAAGUAUGGUUGAAAUGCUCAAAUUCUUUUUAUUUUAUUGUAAUUUCUUGCAUCGACAAGAUCGAGGUUGAAGUUAAAGUUCAUAUGAAGGUGUACAACUGUACAGUUUAAUAUUAUUAACCUGUUACCAUAUGUAUGUAACAUUUUCUCCAUCAAUUUGUAAAAAUUCGCUGUCGAAAGUUGCCUGUUUUUAUGCUGUAAUAAUAAUAUUAAAAUAUUGUA
This is a messenger RNA of Styela clava, 11137 nucleotides long. RefSeq lists its product as uncharacterized. Gene Ontology annotation, biological process: regulation of transcription by RNA polymerase II. Gene Ontology annotation, molecular function: chromatin binding; histone H3 acetyltransferase activity; transcription coregulator activity. Gene Ontology annotation, cellular component: nucleus; MOZ/MORF histone acetyltransferase complex; chromatin. Lineage: Eukaryota; Metazoa; Chordata; Ascidiacea; Stolidobranchia; Styelidae. The record is from RefSeq and is a predicted model, not a curated record.